Molecule: messenger RNA, 9032 nt
Organism: Pocillopora meandrina
Lineage: Eukaryota; Metazoa; Cnidaria; Anthozoa; Scleractinia; Pocilloporidae
Source: the annotation of a GenBank genome assembly
UUGAUUUUCCAACUGCAGUCCAUCCGGGUACCAGGAAACUUUACAUGGGAGAGCAGCCAGAGACCAGAAAAUAAAGCCAAGAACAGAUACAAGAACAUUAUUCCAUGGAAGUCCAGUAUACCAUAUAACCAGAAGCUAAUCUCUAUAAUUUAAUUUAAAGUGGCCCAAAAUUAACUAAAAAAAAAACAAAGAAAGAGAGAAAGAAAGAAAGAAAGCCAGAGAGGGGAGAGAGGGUUCUGCCCCUACCCUCUCCCCCUUAUCACUCCCGAAUCUCAGUUACUCAGGUAUUUCCUUAUGAUUAUUUCUUGGGUCAUACAAUUAUUUAUUUCCGUUAAGAAUUAAGAUAAUUUCCCUUUCCUUUUGUUACAGGAACAAAAUGAAACGUGGCAGGCACUGCGUAUGAUACGCAUUAGAAUAUACCACACAGGUGAAUAGUGCUUUUCGCCCACACUGAUUGGCUAGUUCGAAAGCGCUUAGGAAGUACUAGUCACCUCCCGGGCAGCCGAAGAGACAAAAUCGCGCGUCAAAAAUCUAAUUUCUAACAUUUUUGGUGUAUUGAAAUAGAGAGACUAUAUUUUUGGUUGCUGUGUGGUAUAUAAUAAAACAAUUAUUCACCUCAGUGUUAAGUGAAAGUGGUGGAUAUUUACCUCCCCGCUUCGUGGCUCGGUGAAUAUCCACUACUAUUCACCUCCACUUCGGUAAAUAAUUGGUAACUAUCUGAAAGAGUGUAUAUUUGUCGGGCAUUAGGCUUUUUGAAAAAUUUCACGUCAGGCGAACCGUCAUAAUUGUGUUGCUCGUCUUUAACUCAUUUGCAGAUGACCACACGAGGGUGCAAUUAGUGGAGUUGGAUGGUUAUCCAGGAAGUGAUUACAUCAAUGCCAGCUUCAUUGAUGUAAGUACAACUACAAAAAUAACAACCGUAACGAUAUGUUUAAACCUUUAUUCCUCUACAAUGAUCGGUAUCUAAUUUUUCCUCUCGAGAUCAUUGCCAAAUCAAAAGUCCAGGCCAUGAGAAUUAAGGAAUUGAUUGCCAACUACAGAAGCUCGUGAUUAUUACGUAUUCUCUCUGUCAGUUCGAUAGGAAUUAUGUCGUGCACAGCAUGGUGAAUAUUCAAACUGAUAUUUGGGUGUUAUGAGUUCUGGAGUAAGGUGUGAGGUUUGAAGCAGUUAUAGCAACGAUAACAAUUGUACACAGUUGCAAAAAUCAGGUUGUGAAGUAUCUCCCAUGAGUUGCACUCAGGUCUCUCCCGGCCUGACAAUGUUGACUGGACUACCUGAUAAGUUCGUUAUUGACUAUUAUUUGUUUGUUUAUUUUUAGGGUUACAAUCAUCACUGCAAGUUCAUUGCUACACAAGGUUUGAGUUUCUUUGUGUUCUUUCUGCUUCAAUGGAACAGCCUAUCUUUGCCAUGGGAAUGUCCUACUCGAUUGCCAUCAAUGAUGCUGAACGUUCACUCAUAAUAUUUACUUGAGUAGUUGGGUUUUUGUCAUGGAUUCUAGGACGCUACCAAUUAUUAAGGAAUUUUUGUAAUGCAAAUGUAGGCUGGACGCCAACGAAAUGAUCCCCUAUCCAGUUUUGCUCGUUUGAAAAAAAUCAAAAGCUAUCAGAGACGGACGUAUGUUAUAGGGGCGUCAACGAGGCCUUUAUUUUUCCUUUCACCUGAGGUUUGACCUCAGGACUCGACAACAGCUCUUGACCAUAGUGCCACAUAUUGGGGUACGAGACAAUUCUCCAACCCACCCACCCCCACCCCCUCUUUUCCAUUCCGCUCCGCGCUGGCAAUUUCUAAUCACGUGUUAUACAUACAUUUCAGGUCCUGUUGCUAGCACAUUUGGAGACUUCUGGCGAACAGUCUGGGACCAAGGCGUUUGUAUCAUUGUCAUGGUUACAAACAUGGUGGAAGGAGGACGGGUGGGUUAAACUAUAUUUACACUGAACAUCAUUUUGAAAAUAUGUCGGAGACAGGGCCCGAACGUAGUUGAGUUUUGAUUGACACUGCACGUCAGUGCAGUCAUGCUUGUCGCUUUAGAAGGAGUGUUUUUUCCUAAGAAAAGGUAUGAGAGAACAAAAAACGGUUUUGUUUAUAGCAAGAAAACCUGUGAUUGUGACUUUGGGAUACUAAACUCCUAUUGCCACCAAGGCAAUCCCGAAAAAUACAUAGGUUAUAGGUAGAAAGAACCACUCAGAAUGCAAGUAGAAUUUUUAAUCAAGAAUAUUUGUCUUUAGAUCAAGUGUCUGAAGUAUUGGCCGAGCGCCAGUCCAGAAAUGUACGGUCCUGUCCUGGUUUCUCCAGGUGAUGAAGAAGAGCUUGCUGACUAUAUGAUUAGAAAGCUUUCUGUUCAGAUGGUGAGUUUGUUUUGGAUUAUUUGUACGUAUGUUUCUUUCAGUGAGAUGGUCAGUGAGCCCAUAUGAGUCCGUGAAUGAUUUAGUCAGUUGAGUCAGCCAGUCAGUGAGUCAGUCUCUGAGGAGGUCAGUCAGACAGUUAGUCGGUGAGUCAGUCGGUCAUCAGUUUGUCAAUCAGCUAGUGAGCCAGUCAGUCAGUCACUCUAUGAGUCAGCCAGUCAGUUAGUCAGACAAUAAGUUGGUGACUGAAACAGUCAGUCAGCGGUGAGUCAGUCAGUCAGUCGUUCUGUCAAUCCGUUUGUGAUUCAAUGAUUUCUUGGACAGUUGAAGUCUGAGAUCUGUAAGCUCGUUUGAAGUACGUGUGUAAAAAAAUUACAAGAUAUCUACCCAGCUACAUAGGAUAAUACGGGGAAACUGCAAGUUGACUAAGGUGCAUAAAAGCUAUAAUGCUGACUUUCCUUGUUAUCUUUCCUAGACCUCAGACACAGCCGAGUAUCGCGCCCGUGAGGUGAUACAGUAUCACUUCACAGCUUGGCCUGAUCAGUGGGUCCCUACACACGCAACCUCCUUGCUUGCUUUCCUGAAGAAGGUCCGUGCCUCUCUGCCAGAGGAUUCUGGGCCCAUUUUGACCCACUGCAGGUAAUGAGAUGGGACAUUGAAAAUAAUUUUUCGCAGCUGUCGUCCGUUACGCUCUAACGACAGCCACAGAAAUGAGUCGAAACAUUGCGGCGAGGUAGACGGGCAAAGUUCCCUUGAAAAAUAGACGAAGUGGAAAUUUUUUUUUAAAUUUGUGUUUCACCUGUUUUAUAUUUUGUAUUGGAAGUUUUUGUAUCCUUCCUCCUCUUCGUAGAGACACUGUUGUUAUGAUAAAAGAUAUUUAUUGGCCUGUGCCAUUUAUUGUGCAGUGCUGGUGUAGGACGCACCAGGACAUACAUUGUACUUGACGCCAUGUUGGACCAAAUAGAUGCUGAGGGGGUAGUAGACAUCUAUGGUUUUGUCUGUCAUAUCCGUCAACAGAGAAGUGCCAUGGUGCAGACAGAGGUAUGGCAUAAUUUAACGCGGGGUGGGGGGGGGGAAGUAAGAGAUCGGAGGAAUUUAGUUGUGUCACUUAAAAUAUACUUAAUGCCCUUAGGCUCUAGAAAAAAAAGACUCUCAGACCCCCCCCUCCUCGAUAAAUAUUGACUGAUCCCCUUGUCUCUCCUUAAAACCAUGAGAACCCCCAAACCCCCCAUGAAUAAUGACUGAUCACCGUCCGUUUCCGUUGAAAACGAUGUGAUCCCCCUCCCCCUUCCCCUCCCUCUCAAUAGAAAGGUCUUCAUGCCCCCCUCCCCGUGCGAUAAAUAAUGACUGGUUCCUUUGGAAGGACUUCUGAUAUAAUGAUUUCUUAGACGUGGACGGUUUUAUUUAUUUAUUUGUUCAUUUGUUCAAUCUUUCUACGACAGGCCCAGUACGUAUUUAUCCAUGACGCUCUGGUGGAGUAUGUCACAUGUGACAGUACAGAAUUUGCUGUGUGUGACCUACCAGAGAACUCGCGUGUUCUUAACACCAUUGAUCCAGACAGUGGAGAUUCGCUUCUGGUGGUGGAAUUCAAGGUAUUAAACUUCUUUAAACCAGUAGAUUUCGUGGAGUUUUGAGAGGGUCUUCCGACCGAUCUGGGGAUGCAGUGAGGUGUGAACAAUUCUUAGAAAGUACUAGACUUCUCAAAAGUGUGUUUUUGUGAGGUUUUGAUGUUUCACCGUUCAGGAGACAACACAGCUCCUUCUGAUCAUAAUGUUUGAUUCAGCAGUAAUCUGCAGCGAGAAUUUUGAUUCUUGUGACACUAAGUGGUUAAAGGGUUAGGCGAUCUUUCAUCAAUUUCGUAAGGGUGUAAGCCGAUGUCAUUUUGGAAACUUAAUCUUCUUUAAUAAGGGAUGAAAGAAGCUCAAGGCUUCAUCUUAAUAGUUUUCUACGGAUAUACAUAGGCAUACUGAGCAAACAAUAGCUAAGGAAGUGAAAGUGCUUUUAUUCCUUUUCCUGGUUUGUAUCGUUUCGAAGGCGCUUUGUGAAGAAGAGUUUUCGCUUGCAGUAUUUUAUUAAUAGUAGUAGCAAUGUUUUACUAAUAUGUACUCAUUGAUUGAUGUUAUCAUGCAGAACCUUGGCCUGGGUGACUCAGAUUACGAUUCAUUCAUCAACGCCUCUCAGCCUGAAAAUAAAUCCAAGAACAGAUUUGCCAUACUCCCAUGUAAGUUGAAAUAAUUCAUAGAGAGUCUUAUUUAUAAAGAAAUUAAAGGCACUCGCCCAGGAGAUUUAGUGAGAGACACGGAUUCGAAUUUCGUCGAAGCCUGAAUUUUUUCAGGUUUUUGUUUUGCAAUUGCUUAAAGCUCAUUCCACCUGCGCGGAUCAUUUCUUUGCUUUAUUUCUGUACCAGAAGUCCAAUACAAUUUAUUUCUUUAAAAAUUGAGAAUAAAAUAGAUUGCCUUAAACGUAAUAUACAUUACCUUUAUAUGAUUCUAUUUUCUCUCCAGUUGAUCGAUCAAGAGUAAAACUGUGGCCUUUCACGGGUAUGGUGGGGUCUGAUUACAUAAACGCAAGUUUUGUAGACGUGAGUACAUCAUUAUUCAAAUAAUAAUUGUUAAUAAUUAUAUCAAAAGCAUAGACUAGCAGGUAGUGAAACCUUUACACCCCAACAUUAGUAUGUAUAUUCUCCACACUGUUUCCUCCACACAUUUCUUAAGGCGAGAUGAACGACAACUUCCCAAGUUACUGAUCAUUUUCUUUAUUCUCGUGACCUUAAUGUCUGCUUUAGGGCUGAGAUUGUGGGGAGAAAUUAGAUGCUAAUCAUUCUUAGGAGUCAAAGGGUUAAACUUAUCCAAGCGAGUCAUGUUUUAACUACUAAAUAUGAUGCAUCGAAGGCAAAAGAAAAGAAAGAGAGAAAAUAAGGACGAGAAGAAAAUGAGAUUAAAGUGAUUGGAACCAAAGUUACGCUUAAUUGUGUUCAUCAUUUAUUUAAAACAUCUACACACCUACGGUUUUAAACAUGAGUAGGAAAGUACAUAUCAGAGAACGAAAACUUACAAAUAAACUUACAAUACGGCAAAAUAUAUACCUUAAUGGUGGAUAGCUUUACAGGAGAAAAACAAAAACGACGACGCUGCUUUUUACAAAGUGGACAUGAACAUUGGUCCACAGGACUAACUUUUUACACAAAACGUGACAAAUUACUCGACUUAAUUACGUACAUCACGCAACGAUACAAACAUCAACCACAAGUACGAAAUACAAAUAAUGAAACAUACAAACACUCACUGGUGAUUAACACGUAAACACAAUACACACAGGAAACUGUUUGACAAUAAGUUUCGCGAUUACGGAUAUGAUCAGAAUUAGAGGGUUAUCUUGGUACGACACCGAAUUCUCUUGACUGGUUUGAAAAGCAGAGAGAUAGGAAGAACUCACGCUUAGCUUUCAGGUUUCGGUUUGUUCUGCAAGUGCCCAUAAUUCUUUUUGGCAGUUGUGUGUUGUUUUCAUUCCAACCACACCGUCUCAGUUGUUUUAUUUCUAUCUGAUUUAGAGUUUCCAGCAGCGCGAGGCAUUCAUUGCCACCCAGGCCCCGUUGGAUACUACGGUCGUUGAUUUCUGGCGAAUGACCUGGGAAUAUGAAGCUAAUUGCAUUGUCAUGUUAUGCACACAGAACGAGAGAGAAGAGGUUUGGGAGUUGAUUUUUGUUUUAAGUCUGAUAUCUAAUUGGGUGCAAUUUCUACUCAACGUUUCCUUAAUUUUUUGUUGGCGGGCUACUUGGCUUUAGUGCAGACUUCUCUUUAAUUUUCAGUUGUCUGUGUGUUUGUUUGUUUGUUUGUUUGCCUGAUUAACCUGAUUUGCUGCAUUCAUUUGUCGUUUUCAGGGAAUCUGUGUAUCUUAUUUGCCUCACAAAGAGGAGUUCAUUGUUUAUGGUUUGUUGAUGAUCGAGAUUGAAGCGGAAGAUCUGAGAAAUGGUUUCUGUAGAAGACAACUGAAAAUUACGAACACAAAGGUGAAAAAAUAAACAUUUUCUUUUUGCGUUCGUUACGAUGGAAAGAAAACUAAGGAAAAAUAUAUGGGUGCGUUUGCUGUAUUGUGCGUAACUUGAUGUCUAUGGUUUGAAGAACCUUUGCCGUUACUGUUCCAGUGAAUUGACCAGUAAUGAAACCUCCAUACAGGAAACAGCGGCUGAUACCAUCAGCCGCUGUUUCCUGAGGACUAGAAAAAGUGUCUCCAGAACAGAGUUGUCUCAGUAGAGAACGUAGCAUAUAAGCGACGUAUAGCUCACCUCCGGGGUUAACCCUUUACACCCUUACAUCAGUAUUCAUAUUCUCCAUACUGCCUCUAUACAUUUCCUGAAACGCUGAUAAGGAGAAUUUGUUUAAAGAUCAAGAGCUUUAUAAGUUUGGUGUCCAUUUUCUUGAUUCUCAUGACCUUAAUGUUUGAUUCAGGGGUGAUAUUGUGAGGAGAAGUUAGAAGCUGGUCACUUUUAGGGGUUAAAGGGUCAAGGCUCGAAAAAGGACCCUUGGAUAAGAAGUUCCACGCGCCAGCGGUCAGGUCAGCUUUUCUUCGUGAGUUCUUAAUGGCGCCUCGUGAUAGUUUACUUUUUUCCGACUGUCUGUCAUUAUUACUUUGGUUUUGGUCGCACGACACUCAAUUGAAACGCGCUCACGUUAGUUUUAAAUGUCUGAUCUCCGCGACAUCGUAUUCGAUAACAUCGGAAUUUUUUUGGUGAACGUAAUAGCGGCCAUUUUUUAAUUUUUCAGAAUCGGAAGGCCGGGGAGAGAAAGAAAUUUGAAUCAAGGGGGUGAGAGACGGUCCAAAGGAAGGAGAGGGGUGGGGUGGGGUAAUAGAAAUUCACCCCUUUCUCCGUCCCCCCCCUACCCGUACCGUCCACUCUAGCUCUAAAUCAAACAUGGCCGGUGGAAUAGACGAUCGCAAGCUUGCAACAUUGACUUGUCCAAAAAGACGCUUUCACUACAGGGUAAUAAUAUCGUGAUUCAAUGCUUUCUCUUGCAGUGGUGUCGGGCUUCUUGACAUGAUGAAAUGUAUCACAAGGGUGCAGCAGCAGACAGGCAAUGGACCAAUAGUCGUCCACUGCAGGUAAAUCCUUUGAAAGUAUCACAUGAGACGGAUCAUUGUCAGUAUCUGAACAACCGCGCACCUACCCCUCCCUUAACCCAACAUUAAAACUAACUUGUUAUGAGUUGACUGUUUUUGGGUUAGGGGAGAGGUAGGUGUGUAGUUCUUCUAAUACUGACAUUGAUCCCAUCAAAUCUGGUAAUUUUGGCCAUUCCCUGGAUUGACACCAAUUUCUUCAAAAGUUCCAUCUGCAAAAUACGUGUAGUUUGUGCAAUUUUUAGAUCUACAUCUAUGUUGAAUUUAAAAGUCAUCCACUGGAAAAUGCGCAGUGUCUCGUUGUUUAAGGUGUCAAUAGGCUCGUUUAUUUUGUCGUCAGUGUUCAAGUUCUAAACUUCGCAAAUUUGAAUAUUUUGAGCAGCGAACUAAGAUUUUAUCUACUGGUAUUGAUUGAAUUGUGAAUGGCAGUUGUCAUAGUUCCAACUAAAUAUUUUCAGGAAACAUAAACACGUGGUCCAUUGAACGUUGUCUAGUACGGAAAUAUUUUAUAAUUUGGUUAUUAUUCCAUAAUAAGCAAAGGAAACGAAUUUCAUCUCUGGUUCCCUCUCUUUUAGUGAUGGAAGUGGUCGUACAGGUAGUUUCUUCGCUAUUAAUAUAGCGCUGGAGCGGGUCAAACUUGAUGGUUCAGUAGACAUGUUUCAGACCGUACGGCGCUUGCGUACUCAGAGACCUCUAAUGGUACAGACAGCGGUAAGGAAAAUCAAAUGAUGUUACUCUUUAUUCCAAUAAGCAUCUUAAACGUCUUGUGGCUCUGAGGGGGAAUAUAAUAAUAGCUGAAACGAAGUUUACGACCGUAAUCUUUUUCUUGUACGAAUCCAUGCCGCGAUGUGUCACGUUCCUUUUUUUCGUUUUAGAAAAGAAGUGAUAAAUUGAAGGAAACGAUUAAAUGAAAUAACGGCAAGAAAGCAAAUAUUUAAGACAUAACGAUUAACAGUUUAGGAAUAAGGACGCUUUUGAAUGGAGAAGAUCAACAGGGAUUGUAAAGAAAAAAUUUGAAGAAUUUAUUCAAAAUAUUUCCAAGAUGCACACGACAGAGCUACUUGUAAAGAUGCUCAAAGAUACGAUAAGGUUGGAUAAUAUUCCCCAUGAAAAUAAUCAGUUCAAGCCCAAGAUGAUUACUGAUGAGCAGAGGGGGGUGGGAUUAUUGAUGAGAAAAGGGCGUAAGGUGUAUAAUACCUCUUUCAGACCCUUGCCCUUUUCUCCAUUCUCGUUUCUAGCCAACAAUUAUUUUCUCUAGGUUAUAUAAGUUCAGUCUGCUCCUUGCUGUUUGUGACCCGUUUCUCUUUGAUCCUUGCGUGACCUUGAAGAGCAUGUUGCUGUUACCCAACGUCGUUGAUCCUCGACACAGUUUUUUACAAUUUAUGCCAAGUGAAACUACUAAAUUAAAUUUUUUGAAUGCAUGAUCAUUUCUGUGAGUACACUUUAUUAUUCUUGUCAUAUCCGCAUCUUACAAAUCUUUGAUUGUCUGUUCCAUGACAGGAGCAGUACAAGUUUUGUUACGAAAUGGUACGUUUGUUUGUGGACUCCUUCAGCGAUUACGCGAACUUCAAGUGA